GUUGCUACCGCUGCAAUCAAAACAGUUCACAGUUCAGCAAAUGCGACGCCGAAGAAGUAAAAAUCUCAUGGCGAACGACUACUAAAAACACCGCUAAUACAGGCAAUGGAGAACGACAAUCUCAGCGAGGCGGACUGUGGAGUGCAAAUAUCUAUCACUAAUGCGUCAGCCUCCGAAGAUGAGCUGGAGUCCGAUCGUCCUCGGGCUGAUGAAAAAAGAACGAUCGAUCCUGAUUCCGACGAGGAAUUAGAACGCGAAAUUGAAAAAGAAUUAGACAUAGACGAGAAUGGGGAUGAUAAUGUCGACCAAGAAACUGCAGCUCAGCAAAAAGAAGACGAAGAAAUAGCAACAUCGUUUAGUAAUGGAGUCUCCUUAGAAGAGCAAGGUGGAACGGAAAAUGGCGCCGAAAACAACAUUGAGAGCUCGAACGCCAACGAUGGCGAACAGGAUGGUGGUGAUAAUAAUAGUACGACUGAUGAAAAACCUCCAGUUGAAAUGAUUGGAGACAGGGUUUUAAUUGAACGAGAUGGAAAAUUUGAGUUGGUAGAUGCGAGUGAGAUUAAGGCAGAGUAUUUUGAAAUGCUUGGGAUUAGUCCAGAGAAAAAAGACAAAGACAGUGACGAUUCUAGUUCUAAUUCCAACACAAAUGUAUCUUCAGAUGAAAAAUCACCUAAGGCGGAUAGAAAAAGACCUAAAACGACUUCACUUGAUGAACUAAAACGUAGAAGUAAAAAAACAAGAAGCCCUGAGCGAAGAACAAUGAGCGCAAAGACGCGUUCGCAAAAUGACGAAUACUCUCAUUUAAAAUCACAAUAUGGUAUGACUGAAGAACAGUUAAAAAUCAAACGUAGAAGAGAGGAGGCGAUUGCGAAACGAAAGAAAGAAGAGAAGGAAAGAGAGGAAGAAGAAAAUCGAAGAAAAAGGGAAGAAGCAGAGAGUGCAUUUCAGGCAUGGUUAAAUGCUAAAAUUGAGGAAGCAAAAGAACGCAAACGACAAGAAGCCUUGAUGAAAGAAGACCCUAAACUGAGGGAAGAGCGGGCAAAAGAGGCUGAAAGUGCAUACAAUACUUGGCUUGAGACUAAAAAACAGCAGGAUAAAGUGGCCAAGGAAUACGAACGCAGUAGAAAGUCUGAGGAAGCAUCCCAGUAUGUCAUACGCGAUAGACAGCUUUGUGAUGAAGCUUUUCGAAGAUGGACAAGAAAGAAAAGUCUAGCAAAGAAAAGGGAAGAAGCUCUAAAGAAAAAGAAGAAGAAAAACAAACCUAAGCUGAAGAAAAAAGAGCCGCUACCACUUAACUCGAAGAACAUAACUCACCAAGAAACCCUUAAAAAACAGUCAAAUGGAAAACAAUAAUUAUCAGGCGUACAUCAAAAGCGACUUGGCGUCAACUUAGUAUUACGAGUACUACGGCUACCGUAACCAUGUGGUGCUGUGAUGAAACAGAAGACAAACAGCAGCAAGAUACAAAGGGAGAGAUGCAAGUCUAACAACGGUCACAAACGUGUGGUCCGGACAGCAACGUUCAUUUUGGAAUGUUAAUGGGCGUGUGCUGUUCUUAAUUCAUGUUGUAUUGGUGACCAAGAUAGCGCGUGGCAAACGAUCAAGGAGAGACUAAGUCUAGAAUGAAGUUUUCUACAUGAAUCUCAGGGGAGGAUCUAGGGGUGGGCCGAGCGUGCCCCAGCUCCCUUAAUUUCAGAUCCGGCCUCCCUUCUUGAAACCCUUGCUGCUCCGCCCCCCACCCCUCCCCCCUGGAUCUCCUAGAUCCGCCCUUGAAUCAUAGGUUGUUUGAAUCUUAGGUUGUUUACGGUGCUCCUGGGAACAAGCUUCUGUAAUACAUGUAAAGAGUCUCAGAGUUACACAAUUAGUGUGGCCCAAAGGAAAAGACAAGAAACUAAUGAAAUAGCCACUUAAAUCCCCUUAUAUCUAAGGAGAUAUGGACGCCAUAACGUAGAGGUCGAUGAUUGCUUGUACCCGCUGUAUAGAAAGCCUAUGAUCAUAUGGCGGUACCCCCAUGUAGCGGCCACUUUCAAAAAACCUAAAAUAUUGGUCACUCAAACAUUCCAAUUUUUAAAUACCUACUUAAAGCAGUCAUGGCCACCAUGUUUUUGCUGUAUUUUUACCUCUAUUAAGCGGCCAGAAAAUCCUUUUAUUGGGUCGGAGCACCCUUUGGUGUCAGUUUAAUCAAGAAAUGGGAUAUGAAUGGAUAAUAAAACAGAAGGCUCCUAGUCAA
Molecule: messenger RNA, 2230 nt
Organism: Nematostella vectensis (starlet sea anemone)
Lineage: Eukaryota; Metazoa; Cnidaria; Anthozoa; Actiniaria; Edwardsiidae
Product: vicilin-like seed storage protein At2g18540
Exons: 5
Coding region: 106-1353 (415 amino acids)
Molecular function (GO): microtubule binding
Source: RefSeq, a predicted model, not a curated record